This is a messenger RNA of Bombina bombina (fire-bellied toad), 6582 nucleotides long. It is a transcript of the gene STK17A, whose product is annotated as serine/threonine kinase 17a. The transcript has 8 exons. Gene Ontology annotation, molecular function: ATP binding; protein serine/threonine kinase activity. Bases 168 to 1430 code for a protein of 420 amino acids. NCBI's taxonomy places the organism in Eukaryota, Metazoa, Chordata, Amphibia, Anura, Bombinatoridae. Gene Ontology annotation, cellular component: nucleus. Gene Ontology annotation, biological process: positive regulation of apoptotic process; protein phosphorylation; intracellular signal transduction. The record is from RefSeq and is a predicted model, not a curated record.
UUCCUCUCAGUUGGCUCAGUGCUGUCGUCGGGUUAAUGCGUGUCAGGGGAUUUUGAUAGUGAUUUUGUGGAAAUCUAACGCUCAGUCGUCAAGAGCACAGGAUAACUAUACGGUAUUUCUCAGACGCCGUGCAGAAGACCGAGGGAAAGUGGACUCUCAAACGCUGGAUGUUAGCUGUGAUUAGGAUGAUCCCGGAGGAGAGUUAUGGAUUACCAGAUAAGAGAUGCAGGACACCGCGAACGGCCAGGAGGCCGCAAAAUCAAGAGGAGGAGAUGGUACAAGACAGGCCAGGUCUUUUAGGUGAACCUAGGACUCCUAUCCAGACUCAGCCAUUCACUUCCAGAUACACCAUAUCACCAGGACAUGAACUGGGCAGGGGGAAGUUUGCUGUAGUAAGGAAGUGUGUGGAAAAAGAUACAGAGAAAGAGUUUGCAGCGAAGAUCUUGCGGAAACGAAGGAAGGGGCAAGAUUGCCGCAUGGAAAUCCUACAUGAGAUUGCCGUGCUGGAGUUGGCUAGAGAUAGUCCUUGGGUAAUCAAGCUGCAUGAGGUCUAUGAGACGGCUUCUGAGAUGAUCCUAGUACUGGAAUAUGCUGCUGGGGGCGAAAUUUUUAACCAGUGUGUAGCUGAAAGCGAAGAGGCCUUCAAAGAAAAGGAUGUCCAGAGGCUGAUGAGGCAGAUCUUAAAAGGAGUCUCCUUUUUACACAGGCACAAUGUGGUCCAUCUUGACCUAAAGCCUCAAAAUAUUCUUCUGACCAGCGACUCUCCACUUGGGGACAUAAAAAUAGUAGAUUUUGGCAUUUCCAGAAUAAUGAACAACAAAGAGCUGAGGGAAAUUAUAGGAACACCAGAAUACGUAGCUCCUGAAAUUCUGAAUUACGAACCAAUCAGCACUGCAACGGACAUGUGGAGUAUCGGCGUCUUGGCGUAUGUAAUGCUCACAGGCACCUCCCCCUUCUUGGGCGAUGACAAGCAGCAAACAUUCCUCAAUAUUUCUCAGCUGAAUAUCAAUUACACAGAUGAUGAAUUCGAUGGCAUAUCUGAGUCUGCUAUUGACUUCAUCAAAGCACUUCUAGUUCGAGAACCAGAAGGCCGAGCAACAGCAGAGGAAUGUCUUCAGCAUCCUUGGUUAGCUCAUGGUGACCUUCCAGACCCAUUUGGUAGCGCUAUGAAUGCAGCACAGGAAAACAACUCUGCAAUCCAAGAAGAGGAGGAGGACUUUAACCCUGAUCAUUCUGCUGAAGCCAGCACAACCCAGCAAGGGCUAGAGGAACAGACUGUGACUGAGGAGCUGAUUGUAAUGGCUUCUUAUACUUUGGGACAGUGCAGACAAACUGAAAUGGAGAAACAGACUGAAUCUACGGCCAUUACCAAACGCUUUAAGUUUGAGGAGCCCAUAUUGCAAGAAAUACCUGGAGAUUUUAUCUACUAAGCUCUAGAAGCUGGGACUUAAUGACUGUGUUAGAGAUUAAAGGAUUUUUUUUUAUUGGAACUUUAAGCCUCUUGAUAAACCAGUAGCCAAAUGUCAACAUGCUGAUAAGAGAGCCGCUGGUUGUCAUGGCAAAAUGAAUACGAUUCAGCAGUGCCAUGUUAAUCUUACAUAUGAACAAGGUCUGUACACAUGUACGUUUUUAGGUUUAUUUUGGUUUAGUCCCUCAAAACAUGUUGUGCUAUUAAGUCACGCUGUAAUGGGUUUUCUUAGGUUCGCUAAUCAGUUUCGCAAUGCAUUGGCCAGAGGUAGACAAUUUUUUUUUUUUUUUUUUUUUUUUUAUGGAAUUGGCCAAAAACUUUGACAGAAAUUCUUGAGUAAAAUAUAAUGAAUAAAAAAAAUCAAGAUCUCACUGAAAUAUUGCAACAGUUCUCAAGCUAGCAAGUGUUAUGGUGUUAAGAUCAUACAAAUGACAUAAAGGCACCAUGUUUUUAGUAUAGUGUAUACAAAUCCCAAGCUGCAAUCCACAUUUAUAAAUGAUAAAACAAUUAGAAAGGCUGUUUUCUGAGCAUGUUAAAGAAAACUUGAUAAAGUUAUUUGAUGUAUGAGGUGACAUUACUAUAGUUGCAACAUUUGCAUACUGAAUGUCCGUGGAACCUGUGCCAAACUAGCCAUCUCUGGAGCCAUAUAAUAGAUCAGCUGAACAUGUUUCAGAUUUCAUACUUUUUUGUCCCUGUGUAAAAUUUAUAGUGUUAGAAAAUUUUUUUUUUCUUUGUCUGACCCAAUAAAUGCAUAAUUUGCACCAUUAUAUUUUGGUGUGAAAAGUGUUGCAAUAUGAGUUGUUUAACUAUUGAGACCCUCUUCCAGUAACAAUAUUUUUGAGGAAGUUACCUGCAGCGUGCAAAAAUAUAUAGGUCACUAUGUUAACUUGCCCUGUGUCCGUAAAGACUGUAGCAUAACUGAUAACUAUAUUGGAAGCUAAGCUUUCAACAUCUAGAUAAGCUAAGAUAAAAAAAAAACUGCACUAUUUUGGCUUAAUUUUACAGAGCUUAAUUAUUAUAAUGUAUAAUGAUGUGGAGCAUACACAAAAAAACUAGUAUUUUGUGCUCUGGGAAGUCUUGUAAAUGUACUUAUUUAUGUUUAAAUGUUGGUAUAGGACAUCCUAUGGGAAAGAUCUUUCCGUUUUAGUAGUUUAAAGAAAAAAGGAUGUUAUAAAAGUGCUUAUAAAGUGCCUUUCAUGGAUCCACUCUUACCUAACUAGCCUCAAUUGUUAGGCAUAACAGCCUUUUAUGUCAACAACUGCUUUUAGUGAGACUGAAGGUUUGAGGUGUUAAAUUGUUUAGAAGCUAAAAUAUGUGGUGAUUGCAUUCAAAGUAUUUGCAUUUGGAUAAUAUCCAUAUUUCACACCUUCGCCCAUGAUAGUCUGGUCAGAACCAUUUUAUGUUAAUUGUGUUUUUGUUUACCUUUUGUAUUCAUUUAGGUAACAUAUUUCACAAAAUGGUCCUAAUUAACUUAAGAAUGCACAGCAGUAUUUAUUGAACGUUCCAACUGCAGAUAGCAGAGCAAAUAAUUUGCUGACAAAGACAAAUUGACUGUGUCUUUAUGCUAUGGUCUUUACUUAAAUGCCACAGCAGGGGGUUUAUGGUAUUUAUAUAUACAAAACUCUUAAAGGGACAUCAAACCCACGUUGUUUUUUUUUUUUUUCUUUCGUGACUUAGAAAGUGCAUGUAAUUUUAAACAACUUUCUAAAUUACUUCUAUUAUCUAAUUUGCUUCAUUCUCUUGAUAUCACUUGCUGAAAAGCAUAUCUAGAUAUGCUCAGCUGCUUAUUGGUUGCUGCACAUAGAGGCCUCGUUUGAUUGGCUCACGCAUGUGUAUUGCUAUUUCUUCAACAAAGGAUAUCUAAAAAAUUUAGCAAAUUAGAUAAUAGAAGUAAAUUGGAAAGUUGUUUAAAAUGACAUGCCCUAUCUGAAUCAUGAAAGUUUAAUUUUGACUAGACUGUCCCUUUAAAUAUCAAAAGAAUCAAAUUGAGUUCUUUUAUAAUUACAUUGUAGAUAGCAGAAAUACCUAAUAUUUGAUGUAAAAAAGGAUGUUUAAUAUUGCCAGAAACUGGAUUUUUUUAUUAACAUUUUAUUUGUAAAGUUAUUUUUCUAUUCAACAAAAUACAUUUUAUGAUUUUUUUUUUUUCUGUUAACAAAAUGCAGGCUUGGUAAAGUAAUUUUGGUUUAACAUCUUGGUAUACAGCUCAGAUUAUUUUCAAUAUUAGCUUAAAUAUCUGAUUUACAUUUUUAAAGGAACAGUAAAGUCAAAAUUAAACUUUCAUGAUUCAGAUAGAGCAUGCAAUUUUAAAUAACUUUCCAAUUUACUUCUGUCAAAUUUGCUUUGUUCUCUUGGCAUCUUUUAUUGAAGAGAAAAACCAGGUAGGCUCAUAAGAGCUCAGGAGUGUGCAUGUGUCUUUAGUACUCUAAACAAUGUUGCAAAACACUGCUGCCAAAUGUGCACACUCCUGAGCUCUUAUGAGCCUACCAAAUUUUUUUCUUCAAUAAGAUACCAAGAGAAUGAAGCAAGUUUGAUAACCAAAGAAAACUGGAAAAUUGUUUAAAAUGGCAUACUCUAUCUCAAUCAUCAACGUUUAAUUUUGAUUUUACUGUCCCUUUUUAAUGCCUACUUUUCUUCUACAAAACAUGGAAAGGUAUAUGAAAUUGCUUACAAUAGACCAAUUUUUUUUCCUGAUUAAGUUGUAAUGUUUGAAGGCUUCUGAUUGUAAAAUGGGGAUAAAAUAGAUAGUUUCCCCAGGUAGCAUGUACACACUUUACUAAAAGCAUUUAUUUAAUCUUGUGUUUGUAUUCUGUAACAACAAAAACAGAAUCGGCCCCUUGUUCUGAAUGGAAAACAGGAUUUAUUUAUUUUUUGCAAACCGUAAAACAAAAAAUUUGAUAUAAAACUUAUAAUUUCAAAAAACAUCUCUCAACAUCUUAAAGUGAAUGUAAAGUUUUAUCAAGUAUUGCCGGUUUUUAAAAAUACUAUUAAAAAGAGGGGCACUUUCAUUGAUGAAACUUUACAUUGCACCAUAUUUUGUAGAAAUACUUACCUCUUCGUCUUGAUAGCCGAUCCAGCGUUUCGGCAGCUCGUCGAAAGCCUCUUCCUAUGUAAGCAAUGCCGAUUCCGGCAUCCUCCAAUCACGGCUUCCCCCCGGGGAAGCAUUGCCUAAAGCAACGCCGUGAUUGGAGGAAGGCCGGAAUCGUCAUUUCUGACAUAGGAAGAGGCUUGCGACGGGCUGGCGAAGCGCUGGAGCGGCUUUCAAGAUGAAGAGGUAUUUCUACAAAUAUGGUGCAAUGUAAAGUUUCAUCAAUGAAAGUGCCCCUGUUUUUAAUAGUAUUUUUAAAAACCGGGCACUACUUGAUGAAACUUUACAUUCACUUUAAGUGUUUUGUAUGGGCUAAGCACACACCAGGGACACUAAGCAAACUUUAAUAAAGAUACUAACUGAAGUAUUUUUAUCCUGCAUUACAUUGGAAAUCUGUAAACAUACUCCUGAUAAAGUUGUGAAUAGUCUGCAUUCCAGAGGGUGAGUUUUUUGCUUUGUCUUUCAAAGGUUUUUGUGGGAAACAUUUUUUCUUCUUAGUCUCAUCUGGUUUGUCAUCUAUCGCUUUUUUUUUUCUCUCUUUGGUUGCGUUUUCUUGGCAGUGUCAAGCCUUGAUCUUUCAUAGAACAUCUGGACCUUAAAGUCUUCUCAUUCCUACAUUUACUGUUGACAAUAUACAAUUUUGGUUGUAGGCAUUUCCUGUAAGAGCUCUCUUUUUGAACGACACUUUAUCAUAUGCAUCAGCAGUCACAUUCAUUAAGUUAUAGGUCACACGUUUGUUUUGGUGGCGAAAAAUAAAAUAAGCAGAUUGUAAGUGCCUAUCAACAGCAUCAUUUCCCAUACAAAAUAAGUAUAUUUGCUACCACUAUUGUGGACUCCACAUUUGUAAUGUUUUGUAUUGGUUAAAAACUAUUCAGACUGCAAGUUAAAAGAACAUGAUACCCAAAUGUUGAAACACUUGAAAGUGAUGCAGCAUAGCUGUAAAAAGCUGACUAGAAAAUAUCACCUGAACAUUUCUAUGUAAAAAAGGAAGUUAUUUUACCUCAAUUUCCUAAGUAUUCACACCCAAAUAUAAAGAGAUACUAGUCCCAGGACUUGCAAGGGAGCGUACAUCUGGCAUGUACAGGCACAGUUAUGUUAUUUCCCUAUUCAGUUUAACAGAGUUUACUAUGAAAUCUCAUGAGAUCAAAGCAUAGCAUGACUUCAGCACUGCUGACGCUGAUUGGCUAUUGGUGUUUUUUUAUUUUUCUCAACUUAUAGCUGGACAGUAGCUGAAGUAUAACUGUUACCAGAGCACUUACUCUUGUAAGCUGAAGACAUUUUGAGGUAAAAUAUCUUCCACAUAGAGAUAUUCAGGUGAUAUUUUCUUGUCGGCUUUUUAGUUAUGCUGUAUAACUUUCAAGUGAUUUUAGCAUGUGGGUAUUAUGUCCCUUUAAGUAUGUUCACAAAGUUCCGCAUUCACCAUCUCCCUACCAGCUUGUAACCAUUCCUUUCAUAUGCUGCAGUCGUCUGCGACAAAUUGCCGCACUGUCAUUCCUAAAUUAUUUUAAGGAAAGCUUAGAGGACAUACAGUAUAUUAGCGGAAGUUGGGGUAGUAUACAAAGGAAAUGGUUAUUGCAAACUUUGUAGUGAUUAUCUCUGUAAGUUCAUAGGAAAAACAAAACUAAGUUUCCCAAGUGAACAGUUUUCCUUCUUGCUAUACAAGAGUUUGAGCUGUAAGUAUCUGGUUCCUUUUGCUAACUUAAAUAGAAAUGGGAAUAAAGUUUAUUUACUCUAUUUUGUUACAAGGCCAUUUUUUAUUGGCUGCGCUAAGACCUGUGAUGUUUUUGAUUUUUUUUUUUUUUGAUGUUUCUUUGUGCCUUUAAUAAGAUUUUUUUCUUAUUUGUACAGUAAUUUUAAAUCAGAACUGCUGAUUUUGUAUAGAUAUUAAAGUCUAAAGGUUUGCAAGUUAAAAACAAACUGUUAAUAAACUCUGUAUACUCCUUUAUUACUGGAAAAAAAUAAAAGAAAUGUUUCUACUGAUGUAUUUUUGCAAGUAUAAAAUAAAAACAGGUACAUUCAGUUCUGAAAA